AUGGAGUCAGAGCGUUAUCACAAACGGCAGUGGCUAUGGUUUGAAGCGGAGAUCAAAUUUACUCCGUAUAAAUUUCUUCUCUUUUUUUUCUUCGUUCACCAUUCAAUUCUGUUGCUGUUUGAAGAAUCGUUGUCGCAGCUCACGCACAGGGAGCUUCUAGCUCUCUCUAUCCGCUGUGGGGAAAGUCCCCGGAGAUACAGGGCGUGUCCUCGUCCAACACAACGGAAAGCGACCGGCUCUAAGCACGACGGUUACUGGUCGAGGACGGCGAGAAUGAUUUGCAAGGCCAAAGUCUUAUCGGGUGCCCUGCUCCAUCUCAGCCACUCUGUUGCUUGA
This is a messenger RNA of Laccaria bicolor S238N-H82, 336 nucleotides long. RefSeq lists its product as uncharacterized. The transcript has a single exon. NCBI's taxonomy places the organism in Eukaryota, Fungi, Basidiomycota, Agaricomycetes, Agaricales, Hydnangiaceae. Bases 1 to 336 code for a protein of 111 amino acids. The record is from RefSeq and is a predicted model, not a curated record.